ACAAACACCAACAAGAAAACCAAACAACAAAAAUAUAAUUUUUUUUUAAAAAUAAAAAUAAAAAUUAAAGAGAGGAGGAGAGAGGGUCUGCAGAUUAAGCAAUCUCUCUCUCUCCCAUCAAAUCAUCAUUUCACUAGCUAACGUUUGACCUACAAACAAAAAACAAAAACAAAAUCUUUGUAUAAAAAAAGUAUAACGUACAGAAGAUCAGAAUUCAGAAGAAUCAUAUCAGAACCCCCUUUUCUUCACAAUCCAAUAUAAUUAUCCUGCAUUAAUUCUCUGCAAUUUUUCCUCAUUGUUUUCAUGAAAAGCAGCUUAGAUUCUUGAAAGUAUAAAGGAAAGACAAUAAUGAGUAAGUUUUGGGCACUUUCGUCGACUCCCGACUCGCCUUCCUCGUCGUCUGGCCCGUCUCCGGAACAAGCGUACGAUGAUUCGGCUUUAGAAGGCGUGGCGGCGAAUGUAAAGCUAUUGUUGAAGCUAAUCCAGGACCACAAAGAUGCGUGCAAGAAGGAGAAGAAAGAUGGGCGGAGGAUGCUGAGGGUGGCGACGAUGAUGACGAUUCUGGACAACGUGAGGACGAGGAUUCAGAAGUGCCAAUCGUUCGGGACCAAGAAGCCCGAUGUUGUCCUGUCGGAGGUGCCGCCGCGGCGGAGCUACACGGAUCUUAGGGCGGGGAUGAGGCGGUGCCAUCAGGAGGCGGCGGGGGGCGAUGAAGAGAAUGCGAGGCUGAGGAGGGAGCUGAACGCGAGCACGGCGGCAAGGAAGAGCAUGGAGAUCAUGUGCUCUAGCCUGGGGAAAGAGAAGGAGAUCAUGGCGGCGGAGCUGUCGCGGAAAGCCCACGAAUUGAACGGAAUGGAGGAGCUCAUCAAUGAUCUAAAAGCCCAAAACCGGACAUUGUUGGAGAAGGCACAUGAACGUGCGUCGGAGCAAAAAGAGCAGGAUAAAUCGAGCAAUAGCAGCAAAGGAUCAUCGUCAGAAGAGGAUAUGCAGAGAAACAUGGCAUUACAUGAGCGAAACAAGACACUUUCGGAGCAAGUGCAGAUAGCCCUGGACGGGUACAGAUCCAUGAAGAGUAGACUAAAGGAAGCGCAAGAGGAGAACGCGGCGAUGCGGGCGACGAUGGAGGAGAUGGGGGCGAAAGUGUCGGCCAGCCUAGAGCGAAUCCGCGGCUUCAAGGAGAAAUUCUCCAUGGAAGAAGAAGAAGGAGAAGAAGAAGGCAACAUCCAGGGAGAGAUAGCGGAGCUGGAGCACAUGUUCGAGUGCUUCGAAAUGCAGGUUUCCAAACAUGGCGGCGGAGGGGUGAAAGGGGAAUGCGUUAAACCCAAAGGAGGAGGAGAGAUUAUCAAUCCUCGCAAGCCUUCAGUUCUAGCAUGAUUCGAUUCGAUUCUAGCUAGGAAAUGCAUAUAUGUGGAUCGAUCAAUUGCAUUUAGAUUUCAAAUCUAAGCUAAGCACCCAAGAACAAUACAGUUUUUUGUGUUGGUGUUGGUGUUGUUGGUGUGUAAUAAAAUGGUGUGAAUGAAUGUAUGAAUUAAUAGGAGGAGGUGCAUGAUUAGUGACAUUAUAUAUAUUGUCCAAGUCAGGACACGAGCGGUCUCACCGCUCCAAAUUAGAGUGUAAUCAUAUUAUGAUUAGUCACAUUGUGUUCAUAGUGAUUUGUUUUAUAUUUUA
Messenger RNA from Ipomoea triloba (trilobed morning glory), 1668 nucleotides. RefSeq lists its product as uncharacterized. NCBI's taxonomy places the organism in Eukaryota, Viridiplantae, Streptophyta, Magnoliopsida, Solanales, Convolvulaceae. Bases 349 to 1374 code for a protein of 341 amino acids. The record is from RefSeq and is a predicted model, not a curated record. The transcript has 3 exons.